GUCAGAUACAAGCACGCAAGACGCAAGUUCGCAACUCAGUUUUCAUGUAGAAUGGUAGUAAGUAGUGCCGUUCGUAAGGGAUGAAUCAGAUUAAAGUAAAAGUAUCAACAUCAUCAUCAUCACCAUUUUGAGGUGUGGAGGAGGAAGCUUCUGACAAGCUAUGUUUCAUGGGGUUUGGACAGAACCGUCCACCACUGAGGAAGGUCGGCAGAAAAACAUACAUCGGAGCUCUAAGCUGAAGCAUGAGGAGAAAAAUCCUUGUGUCAAGGAACAUGAAAUGUCCUUUAAGUGCUUAGAAGAAUCUUCUUACAACAGGAACACUUGUGGUGAAUACUUUGAAAACUACAAAAGGUGCAAAGAAUUCUGGGGCAACGUACGUUCAGAGAGACGAAGAGCUGGUAUUGUACCUCAUCUGCCACCUGCUGAGGAGAGAGACAGAAUCAAGGCAGAAUAUUUGGAAAACAGGAGAAGGAAAUAUCAGCAGCAACAACAGAAACAGCAAUAGCAGAUGAUCAUUGGAAACAGAUCAAACAUGGUUGGUUUGUAUGCAUUGACUCAGGGAGGUGAAAUUUUACACACAUGUAUAUGUACAGUAGAUAGUUCAGUUAGCAGUGUCUAGAUUGCCAUUGGUCAGGCUGAAAUCAUGCUCUGUUCACAUUAUUGAACAUUUUGAAUCACGAGUCAGCCUUUACUACAUUUGAACCUGAGGAUGGAAUGUGUGGUGUUUGAAAGGUCUCAACUUAUCUUGAGCUACAUAAGCUUUAAUCUGGUGAUCAUGAGUCCAUAAUAUGACCUGAGGCUGUAGUAAGUCACACACACACACACACACACACACACACACACACACACACACACACACACACACACACACACACACACACACACACACACACAUACCUACACUCCAAGGAAAGGUUUGGUGUAUUUUGGACUCGAUGUUAAAAGAAAAUUUUUCCUAUGUAGUCUUGUAUUUUAAUGUUAAAAUAGUCUGUCUCUCCUAUGACACUAUUUGCAUAUAAUAUAUGGUGAUGAUGAGCAAUUAAAGAAACAUAAGGAUU
This is a messenger RNA of Portunus trituberculatus (swimming crab), 1058 nucleotides long. RefSeq names its product coiled-coil-helix-coiled-coil-helix domain-containing protein 7-like. The transcript is spliced from 4 exons. The record is from RefSeq and is a predicted model, not a curated record. Lineage: Eukaryota; Metazoa; Arthropoda; Malacostraca; Decapoda; Portunidae. Bases 161 to 505 code for a protein of 114 amino acids.